Messenger RNA from Mesocricetus auratus (golden hamster), 2811 nucleotides. RefSeq names its product toll like receptor 1 (gene Tlr1). Gene Ontology annotation, cellular component: membrane; Toll-like receptor 1-Toll-like receptor 2 protein complex. The transcript has 2 exons. Gene Ontology annotation, molecular function: Toll-like receptor 2 binding; lipopeptide binding; transmembrane signaling receptor activity. The record is from RefSeq and is a predicted model, not a curated record. Gene Ontology annotation, biological process: toll-like receptor signaling pathway; cellular response to triacyl bacterial lipopeptide; inflammatory response. Lineage: Eukaryota; Metazoa; Chordata; Mammalia; Rodentia; Cricetidae. The coding region runs from base 212 to 2596 and encodes 794 amino acids.
AGGAAGUAAGUACUUGAAUUUUUUACUGCUAUGCUGGUGAGGCAGGUUGCCUUGGUAAGCAAAACAAAUUACUCUUUUUUUUUCUGAAAGAAGGACAGUGCUAGUUGCCAUGAAGAAAUAGAAAAUGUCCCUAUGAUCAAGUCACGAUCUGUACUCAUGUUGAGAUGCUCUGAAGAAUAGCAGCCACUUCAGGGAUGUCUAUUGCCAUACAAUGACUAAAACAAAUUCCAUCGGCUUCUAUUUUAUCCUUGUCUUAGGACUGAUACCUAUCAAAAUGCAACUGUCUGAUGGAAGUGAACUUAUCAUUAAGAUACCAAGAGCAAACCUUGCCCAUGUGCCCAAGGACCUACCCUUGACAACAACUACUUUAGAUCUAUCACAAAACAAUAUAUCUGAGCUUCAGACUUCUGAUGUCCUCUCAUUGUCCAAGCUGAGGGUCUUGAUGAUGUCCCAUAACAGAAUCCAGUGUCUGGAUAUUGGUGUCUUCAAAUUCAAUACUGAACUGGAAUAUUUGGAUUUGUCCCACAAUGAGUUAAGGGUGAUUUCUUGCUCCCCAACAGUCAACUUCAAGCACUUAGACCUCUCCUUUAAUGCAUUUGAUGCUCUGCCCAUAUGCAAAGAGUUUGGCAACAUGUCCCAUUUAAAAUUUCUGGGACUGAGUGGUAGCAAGGUACAAAGUUCCAGUGUGCAGUCCAUUGCUCAUUUGAAUAUCAGCAAGGUUCUGCUGGUUUUAGGAGACACUUACGGGGAAGUAGAAGACCCUGAGAGUCUUCAGCACAUUCGCACUGGGAAUCUUCACAUUGUCUUCCCUGAGAAAAGAGAAUUUCGCUUCCUACUGGAUGUGUCAGUGAGCACGGCAAUUAGUUUGGAACUGUCUAACAUCAAGUGUGGACUUGAAGACAAGGAGUGCUCUUAUUUCUUAAGUGCUUUGUUCAAGCUUAGAAAGAAUCUGAGGCUGUCAAAUCUUACCUUAAAUAACGUUGAAACAACAUGGAAUUCCUUCAUUAAAGUCCUCCAGUUGGUUUGGCAUACACCGGUAAAGUAUUUCUCAAUUUCAAACAUGAAACUACAAGAUAAAGUUGACCAAAGAAGUUUCAAUUACUCCGGUACUUCCCUGAAGGCUUUGUCGAUAUAUCAAGUGGUCAGCAAUGUGUUCAGUUUCCCACAGCAUUACAUAUAUGGUAUCUUUUCCAAUAUGAACAUCCAAAGCGUCACAUUGUCUGGAACACACAUGCUUCACAUGGUUUGCCCAUCCCAAGCUAGCCCAUUUCUGCAUUUGGACUUCUCAGAUAACCUCUUAACAGACAUGGUUUUUAAAGAUUGCAGAAACUUAAUCGAAUUGAAAACACUCAGUUUACAAAAGAACCAGUUGAAAAAACUUGAAAAUAUAAUUCUUAUGUCUGCUGAGAUGACAUCGUUACAAAAACUAGACAUUAGCCAGAAUUCUCUAAGUUAUAGUGACAAGGAAAGCCUUUGCUCCUGGACUGAGAGUUUGCUAGUUUUAAAUUUGUCUUCAAAUAUGCUUACUGGCUCUGUCUUCAGAUGCUUGCCUCCCAAGGUCAAGGUCCUUGACCUUCACAACAACAGAAUAAUGAGCAUUCCUAAUGAUGUCACCCACCUGCAAGCUCUACAGGAACUCAAUGUUGCAUCCAAUUCUUUAGUGGACCUUCCUGGAUGUGGGGCCUUCAGCAGCCUUUCUGUGCUGGUCAUCGAGCAUAAUUCAGUUUCCCUCCCCUCAGCAGAUUUCUUCCAGAGCUGUCAGAAGAUCAGGUCCAUAGCAGCAGGGAACAACCCAUUCCAGUGCACAUGUGAGCUGAGAGAAUUUGUCAAACGCAUAGGCCAAGUAUCAGAAGUGGUAGAGGGAUGGCCUGAUUCUUACUCAUGUGACUUCCCAGAAAGUGCUCAGGGGACCCUACUGCAGGACUUCCACAUGUCUCCAUUGUCCUGUGAUACUGGUCUGCUGAUUGUCACCAUCGGGGCCAUUUUGCUGGUGCUGGCUGCCUUUGUGGCUUUCCUCUGCUACUGCUUAGAUCUGCCCUGGUACCUCAGGAUGGUGUGUCAGUGGACACAGACCCGGCGCAGGGCCAGGAACAUCCCCGUAGAGGAGCUCCAGAGGGAUCUCCAGUUCCAUGCUUUUGUCUCAUACAGUGAGCAUGAUUCCGCCUGGGUGAAGAGUGAAUUACUGCCAAACCUAGAGAAAGACGGCAUACGGGUUUGUCUCCACGAGAGAAACUUUAUCCCUGGCAAGAGCAUCGUGGAGAAUAUCAUACAUUUCAUCGAGAAGAGUUACAAGUCCAUCUUUGUGUUGUCUCCCCACUUCAUCCAGAGUGAGUGGUGCCAUUAUGAACUCUACUUUGCCCAUCACAAUCUCUUCCACGAAGGAUCUGAUAACUUAAUCCUGAUCUUGCUGGAACCCAUUCCACAGGACAACAUUCCUAGCAACUACUACAAGCUUAAAACUCUCAUGUCACGGAGGACUUAUUUGGAAUGGCCCAUCGAGAAAAGCAAACACGGACUUUUUUGGGCCAACCUAAGAGCAACCAUUAACGUCAAGCUGGAUAAACAAACAGAAACCACAUGUCACAUACAGCGAUAAGAAUAGUCACCUCAUUAGGUUUGCUGCUUUGGGCAAUUCUGAUAAUGGUGCCAUUGCCAUUAGCAUGAACCUAAAAAUGAUUUUGACAUUAUGAUGCAGGAAUUUGUGCUUUAAAGGCCCAGUUUACCACUAAUGUGUGAUAAAAAAUUAGUGAGUAUUACAAUUUUUGUUAAAAUUCUUCUCUUCUUUUUUUAAAAAAAAUAUUGUUUUGUACA